AUGACUGAUCGGCCUUGUAAGUUUGAAUAUAAAAUAAGUAUGCAAAUGACAUAAUUCAUUCAAUUACAGUAACCCCGGAUGAAUUUGCUGGUCAUACUGUAAUUCCACUGCGGGAUUGUCCUCAUUUGACGCAAGUCGCCGAAAUUCCCGAAACUGGAGUUGAUGCUUUCAAAACUUGUAAUGAAUGUAAUAUUCAGGCAGAAGUUUGGACAUGUUUGACGUGUUAUCAAGUAAGUAAAUCAGUUUUUUUUAGUGAUUAGGAAAAUAAAAUGCACUCUAAAAUUUAGAAAAUAAUUUUCAAAUUUUCGACUGCUUUCAUAAAAACGGAUGAAAAAAAGAAGUUUCCAGUAAACCCAUUUUUUCAGUCCCACUGCGGUCGAUUUGUCAACGAACACGCGAUUCGCCAUUACGAAACAACAAAUCAUCCAAUGGCUCUUUCCUUAGCCGAUCUCAGUGCCUGGUGUUAUCCAUGUGAAUCAUAUGUUCACAAUCCAGUUCUAACUCCUGCCAAAUCUUCAGCACAUGAAAGUAAAUUCGGAAACCCGACUCAAAAUUGA
Molecule: messenger RNA, 557 nt
Organism: Caenorhabditis angaria
Lineage: Eukaryota; Metazoa; Nematoda; Chromadorea; Rhabditida; Rhabditidae
Source: the annotation of a GenBank genome assembly